This is a messenger RNA of Aegilops tauschii subsp. strangulata, 851 nucleotides long. RefSeq lists its product as uncharacterized. Lineage: Eukaryota; Viridiplantae; Streptophyta; Magnoliopsida; Poales; Poaceae. The record is from RefSeq and is a predicted model, not a curated record.
CCUACGCGCGGAAUAGGAGGUCCCGGUCGUCGUGGGACGUGGGAGACCCAAAUCACCUCCUCGCCCCAAAAUCUUGUCGACGGCGCCGCCGCCGCCGCCGCCGGCACCUCCUCCCGAGGUUUGUAGCGCUUCGCGACGGCAGCUUUUUAGCUACGACGCAGGUCCUCUUUGGCGCCCUUCGUGUCCAGUCUAGCUCGGCCGGCGAUGGCAGCGGAGCAGCGGUCGGAGAAGAAGAAUCCGCCGCCGGAGAAGAAGGCCCCGCUCCCGAAGGUGGUUACGCUCAGUAAGGCCCUCAAGUUGGCCCAGACAUGGGUGGACAAAAUGAGUGCGCUGGAGCUGGAUGAGCUGAAUGAUAAGGAUUUUGAGGGUCGCCCGUCAGGGCUUGGCCUUGGUGCUAGAGUGGCGCCAAACGCGAAGCGGGCAGCUCCCACCGAUCCAGUGGAGAGGAGGCUGCUCGGGAAGGUGAAUGCGCAGAAGAGGAAGUCAGCGGAGGAGGAGAAAAUAAACACUCAGGAGGUGGAUGAGGCGAGCGAUGAUGAUAGCGGUGAGCCUCAAGGUAGAACCAGUGCCUGUAGCAAGAAGAGGGAAUUGCCUUCAGUUACUUCAAUGCCAUUAGGGAAGAAGACCAAGUGACAGUUUGUAUGCACGGAACCAUCUGAAUAUUCAUACAUGGCUUGAUGUUCUAGUGAGAUUUUGACAAACCCCUAGGCGACUCUAUUUUACCAGCUUACACCCUACAGUGGGUAUUUGUUAAAUAUAAGGGCAUAGCUGGGCUGGAUAGUUGGCAACUCAAUUUGAGCAGUUCCAGUGUUGUCUGUCUGAAGUUGAAUAGAGCCUGAUUUUCCAUUUGA